This is a messenger RNA of Lynx canadensis (Canada lynx), 1485 nucleotides long. It is a transcript of the gene ST8SIA2, whose product is annotated as ST8 alpha-N-acetyl-neuraminide alpha-2,8-sialyltransferase 2. The transcript has 8 exons. NCBI's taxonomy places the organism in Eukaryota, Metazoa, Chordata, Mammalia, Carnivora, Felidae. Bases 1 to 1485 code for a protein of 494 amino acids. Gene Ontology annotation, molecular function: alpha-N-acetylneuraminate alpha-2,8-sialyltransferase activity. The record is from RefSeq and is a predicted model, not a curated record. Gene Ontology annotation, biological process: N-glycan processing; oligosaccharide metabolic process.
AUGCAGCUGCAGUUCCGGAGCUGGAUGCUGGCUGCGCUCACGCUGCUCGUGGUCUUCCUCAUCUUCGCGGACAUCUCGGAGAUCGAAGAAGAAAUCGGCGCCGAUACCGAGACCGAGACCUUUCGAGAAAGUCUGUACCGUCGCCGGGGGGCCUUCGGGGGCCCCCAGGCGCGCUGUCUCGCCCCGGCUUUUCUGGGAUCUCUCCAGAGGGAUUCUGGAGGCAGAGGUACAAUCAGAUCAGCUGUGAACAGCUUACAUAGCAAAUCUAAUAGAGCUGAAGUUGUAAUAAAUGGUUCCUCGUCGCCAGCUGUUGUUGACAGAAGUAAUGAAAGCAUUAAGCACAACAUCCAGCCCGCCUCGGCCAAGUGGAGACACAACCAGACGCUGUCUCUAAGGAUCAGGAAGCAGAUCUUGAAGUUCUUGGACGCUGAAAAGGACAUUUCUGUCCUCAAGGGGACCCUGAAGCCCGGAGACAUUAUUCAUUACAUCUUCGACCGUGACAGCACAAUGAACGUGUCCCAGAACCUCUACGAUCUGCUCCCCAGAACGUCUCCGCUGAAGAACAAGCACUUCCAGACUUGUGCCAUCGUGGGCAACUCGGGGGUCUUGCUGAACAGCGGCUGCGGGCAGGAGAUUGACAUGCACAGCUUUGUCAUAAGGUGCAACCUGGCCCCCGUGCAGGAAUAUGCCCGGGAUGUGGGGCUCAAGACAGACCUGGUGACCAUGAACCCCUCCGUCAUCCAACGGGCCUUUGAGGACUUGGUCAACGCCACUUGGCGGGAGAAGUUGCUGCAGCGACUGCACAGUCUCAACGGCAGCAUCCUGUGGAUUCCCGCCUUCAUGGCCAGGGGCGGCAAGGAGCGCGUUGAGUGGGUCAACGAGCUCAUCCUGAAGCACCGCGUCAACGUGCGAACUGCAUACCCCUCUCUGCGCCUGCUGCACGCCGUCCGCGGAUACUGGCUGACCAACAAAGUCCACAUCAAAAGACCCACCACCGGUCUCUUGAUGUACACCCUGGCCACACGUUUCUGCAACCAGAUCUACCUCUAUGGCUUCUGGCCCUUUCCACUAGAUCAGAACCAGAACCCCGUCAAGUACCACUAUUACGACAGCCUCAAGUAUGGCUACACCUCCCAGGCCAGCCCCCACACCAUGCCUUUGGAGUUCAAGGCCCUCAAGAGCCUGCAUGAGCAGGGGGCUUUGAAACUGACUGUUGGCCAGUGUGACGGGGCCACGCCAGCUAGCCUGGGUGGCCCCGAGUCCCAGCCUGCAUCCUGUCCCUACCACCUGGUCCACCACCUUGUGACGACAGUGGGCAUGGCCAUCCUCGGAGCAGGAGACCCUUCCAGUCACCUCCUGUUGGCCGUUAGUCCCCAGUACUCUGCCAUCACCCACCCUGGAGCCCCCGAGACCCCUAUGCCCCUCAAGUCCCCAGAUGACCACCGCCCUCCAGCAGCCACCUCCUUGGCUGAUGGAGCCAUCUAA